AAUCCUUCCAACUCCCCAUCUGCGGGUCGCUGCUUAGAAACUGAGGAAAGCCUUGACAGUGAUGUCCAAUCAGGAGUAGCUAAUCUAGUAAGGCGGUCAUUAAUGAAAGGACAUUGAGGGUUUAAAGCCUUAUUGGUUAUUGGAUUCCUGUCUUCAGCUUCGACUUACAAACUCUCUCCCGCUGCCUCACAAACACACAAAUUCAUUUGGGUAAACAAAUGUUGGACACAUUCCCUGUUUUUUAUUGGACAUAAUCCUGCUGACGCUGGCCGAUGUCACUGCUUGACUCCAUCCCGCUCAGCUCCCCAGGGGGCUGAGCCGACCUGCGGGGGAGUAUGGGCAGGAGAGUGGCUGACCCAACCAAUCCGGUGCCUGCGCUGGGGGUUCCCCUGGCAGGGGGGAGAUGGGGGCCGCUGUGCAGUGUCGGGGUGCAAACAUCUCCCGGGCUGCGGACUCUUUCCUCCAUCAAACGUCACGGCAGCCAACCAAACAACUCACAUCGCCCGCAAUCCAUGUCAAUGGACAAAACAACGACAUGGGGAGAUCUCAGAAGUGACAGCAACAGUCUGCUAGUGUCAAAGGACACUUCUCAGAACGAGAUUAACACCCUGACACAGGAAGACAUGGGGUCACAGGGGUCGGGCAGCGGAGUUUACUGCCAGAUAAAAAAUAUACGAACAAACCCCAAGGACACUAAAGAUAAAAGGACAGCUCGGUAUACAAAUGGCAGUGUGGUCGCCUCUGACGCAGUGGGAGGGGUCUGCACUGACGCCACAGAAUGUAAGGAGCCGGCUCGGGAGAGGAGGAGGGUGCAGUCUCUACGAGGGGAGGGCCAACGCUCGGCUUUGAAGACGGGGUGUGUUGGUACGACCGUGCACGCCACCCCGCCGCGGCCCUGUCGAGUGAUGCCGACUUCCCCACCCAACAUGUGUGGGGCAUGUGGGCGGAGACGAUCACAGAUUACACCGUGCACAGGAGCAUGUCGCAGGAAGGCUGUCAAUCAAAUAUCAGCCAGCCAGACUUUACCUAAUCCGCCACGGAAACCGUCCGUUGCUCCCAACCAAGCAAGAAAAGAGCCUGCCCUGGACUCUCUGUCUUACACCAAAAACACAGCAAACACCCCCCGACAUACAUCACUAAAGACUUCUCAAGUACCACAGCUGUCUCACACUAUACCAAAAACACACAGCUCACAUUCCAACCACACAUCACACACACAGAACAAAAACCAGUCGAAGCAGCAGACAAGGCCACAUUCUGCAGACUUUACGCAUUACAAGGACUCCGCCACGCAAACAACUGACACACAAGUGAACAACAACAACACAGACAGAACUACAGCUACCGCACAUACACAACGACCACACACACCAUCUGCUGAGGCAACAGAGCCACAAUCAUCUGUCAAACACAAGUAUGACUCGGCUAAAAUCCAGCACACUGAUGAACACACGCACCAACACACAUCAGUCUGUAUCACUGCUACACAUCCAGCUCCUUCCCUUUACAGUGACUUAAAAUGUACAGACACUCCACGCAAAAACUCGAAACCCACCUGUUCUAAACCAGCCACACCCAUUGCGCAAACCAAAAGCACCCAGGGGACCCCAAAAACUCCCAAACAAACAACAUCUAAGGAAGAGAUGAAACUCAAGGACUACACAAAACAGAAGAGCAAAUCAUUUGAGGACCACACUCUGCCUUGUACGACUCAUUUGAAAGCACAAUGUAAUGGAGCUCCCGGAGGGUUGUUGGAUAAAACCACAGGGAAGCCCCCCCGCGGGCUGGAGAGCCAGCUGCAUAGUGUGGAAGAGAACCUACAGUCGAAUCAGGAGAAGAUCAAGGUGCUUCUCAACGUCAUACAAGACCUGGAGAAGAGCAAGGCCCUCAGCGAAGGGCGCAGCUCAUACAGAACUGGCCAGGACAUUAACAACUGCCCCACCUGCCAAAAGACAGCCUGCAUCAUCUACAGUGUGGAGCAUGAUUUCCGACAGCAGGAGGGACGCUUCCAGGGGGUGAUGGAGGCCCUGGAUGGGGAGUAUGAUGUGCCUGCAUUGACUCUGACCAAGCCCACCCUAGCCCCUUCUUCCGCAAGUCGUCCCAGCACCAAGGCGCGUGUCAAGAAGCUCCGUAAGAAGUGUUUUUGGUGGCUGUAAAAUCUGGGAAAAAGCACCUUUCCAAGCAUAUGGGUGUAGCAGGAGACUACAGGCCUCAAACUUUUGGAACAUAGUGUUCCCCUCCUGGUCUCCGGGGUGUGACAUGUGUUUCAGUGUCAUUUAAAUCAGUGGUGGCUUUUUUUUAAGCAGCAUCCCUGUAAAUGGCACUUUUCCCACAGCAAUCCAUCUUCAGCUCUACAAAAUAUACACUACAGGACGAGGUAGAGAAAGAAAAAAUGGGGAUCUGCUGAACUUUGUUCUCUGAUAUACCCAAGAGGGUUAUUGAGGAAGACCAUGACCCUCCCUCUGUGGGACUCAAGCAGCUAAUAUGAGAUUACAUUUUGACUCAAAGUGAGGAUACUGUUCUCCCAUUAUAAUUAAAAAAGAGAUGAAGCAUCAAAUCUUUGGAUGACAGACAGGAGUAUUAUUUUUCACUUGGCUGAGUGGUUGGUGAGGCAUAUGGACAGAUGUAUGAACAGAUUUAUCCCAAGAUGGAUUCACGCUACAGCUGGGAAAUAAUCCCCACAUCAAUCUUUUCUGAGUCCCAGCUAUAAGCACUGGUAUCAGAAUGAUUUUGAUGAUCCAAGCAAUCUAACAACAAAAUCGGAAUACUGUGUCUUUGGACGGAGUGAGAGCCAACAUGAAUGUAGCAACGACUGAACAGCUAUAGAGGACAUAUGUGGGACAGAAUGAUGCUCUCUGGAAACAAACAGCUCGCUGGAUGGAUAUCAGGGUUUGGAGAGCACAGUGGACUGUGUUAAGAAUACAUUAAGAGAAGAAGUGAUAGGCAGCACGCCGAUAGACCUUUUCAAAGUGCUUUAAAAAAUGCUGUCAGCGUUGUUUGACAGAGUGAUUGAUUCUCACCUUUGACCUCACCAGGACAAAGUGGAAGUGUUUUGUUGUAAACUCAAGCUUGUUUUAAGGAUUUCACACACACACACACACACACACACACACACACACACACACAC
Notothenia coriiceps (black rockcod) is the source of this 3127-nucleotide messenger RNA. It is a transcript of the gene insyn2b, whose product is annotated as inhibitory synaptic factor family member 2B. The record is from RefSeq and is a predicted model, not a curated record. Bases 336 to 2156 code for a protein of 606 amino acids. NCBI's taxonomy places the organism in Eukaryota, Metazoa, Chordata, Actinopteri, Perciformes, Nototheniidae. The transcript has 3 exons.